Messenger RNA from Misgurnus anguillicaudatus (oriental weatherfish), 1354 nucleotides. It is a transcript of the gene tmem35, whose product is annotated as transmembrane protein 35. The record is from RefSeq and is a predicted model, not a curated record. Gene Ontology annotation, cellular component: endoplasmic reticulum. Gene Ontology annotation, molecular function: acetylcholine receptor regulator activity. Gene Ontology annotation, biological process: positive regulation of protein localization to cell surface; chaperone-mediated protein complex assembly. NCBI's taxonomy places the organism in Eukaryota, Metazoa, Chordata, Actinopteri, Cypriniformes, Cobitidae.
UCCGUUUGAAAAACGGUUGAUCUGCAACAGCGCACUCUAGCGGAAGUUACUGCAUCUUCAGCAGGACAGAGAAGAAAGCUGAAGCGGGAUACUGUGCGGAUGCCAUUCGAAAGGAGAUUUUACCGAAGAUGGCCUCGCCAAGAACAAUAACCAUUGUUGCCCUGUCCUUUGCGUUGGGUCUCUUUUUCGUGUUCAUGGGCACAAUUAAACUCACCCCCAGGUUAAGCAAAGAUGCAUAUAGUGAAAUGAAACGAGCGUAUAAGAGUUAUGCCAAGGCCCUUCCGGCACUUAAAAAGAUGGGCAUUUCUUCUGUGCUUCUACGCAAGAUUAUUGGUACUCUUGAGGUGGCAUGUGGAGUGGUUCUGACCCUUGUGCCAGGAAGACCAAAAGACGUGGCCAACUUUAUUCUGCUGCUGGUCAUGCUGGCCGUGCUUUUUUUCCACCAGUUGGUUGGAGACCCCCUAAAACGCUAUGCCCAUGCCCUGGUAUUUGGUAUUUUGCUUACUUGCCGGCUGCUUAUUGCCCGUCAAGGUGAGGACCGGCCUGAGAGAGAGGAGAGACGAGAGGAGCAGAUCAAUGCCCAGGAAAAAAACAAAGUCAAAAUUUCUUAGCUCCACAAAGCGCCGGCAGCAUCCCCAUGUGUUUCUCUGGAUAAUAAAGAAGGUGCUUGGAUAAACAGACGGUGGUCCCAAGAGGUGAUUUCUGACCUUCACCUUCAUAUCAAAAGCCCAAAAACCAGUUUUUACUGUAAUUUACUCUUACCUCAUGUUUUCUGACUUAAAUCCUGAACACACCUUGGACAAUCACCGUUCUGGCAACUAUUCUGGUUGCGGUUCUGCAGCAAAACAUAAAACUACUCCUAUUACCUGCUGUCAUUUUUAUCCCCUGCUUAAACAAUAUUCUAAGAAAUACCACUUUUAAGAUAAUACUGUGAUACAGAACUUCAAAUGCUGUCAUUUUUGUGAUAUUUUAUGGUCAAAACCAGUUGUGUUUACAUUAAAGGUUUUUAUUGAUUAAAAUGCUGUACAUUCAAUGGUUAUCAUUUAACAAUGUUAAGUGUCACACAAGAAAAGUAAACACGAUUUUACCUCACCCGUUGAAUUAGAUGGCAGGCCUUCACCAUAUCCGCAUAUUAAAAACACUGAAUUUGAAGUACCUUAUAUAUAUUAAAGUUCUUCAUGUUAUUUAUCUGUUAUUUAUAGUUUUUUUCUAAAUAUUACUACUGUAAUUGUUAUUUUGUACAUUUACAUGAGAGCAUUUCAGAAGUUUUGUCUCUUUAUUUCUUGCCAAUUUUGUUUUUCUAGCUGACACUUGAAAUAGAUUGUCCAAUAAAGAAAUUAUCCUUUGAACCUAA